GGGCACGUGACCGGAGUCGGUGGCUAUUUAUAGGCCCGCGCGCAGAGUUAUUGACCGCUCUGUGGUGCUUCCUGGCAGCGCGCAGCAGGACGGCUGCAGGGUGAAGCACGCGCGGGAGAGGAGUCGGCUUUGUAGUCAGAUGAAUUUCAGUAUGAAGCAGAAAUUGGAUGCAGGAAAAGCCUCAGGAACUAUAAAGAAGUACUUCACAGACAGUGCAAACUCAGCCCCAAGACGGACUCUUAAAAUGAUUCAGCCUUCAGCAGCAGGUUGCCUUGUUGGCAGGGUAAAUGAACCUGCUAAAUGUUCAAUCAAAAGGAAACUUUGGAGUGAUCAGCUAAUUGCAAAGACCUGCAAAGCUGAGGUUGUGGACCCAGAACAGAAAAAUGAAAAUCUGAAAGUCACUCAAGCUGUUGAUCUCAUGGUAAAAAAAAAUCCUCCCUCUCGGUAUUGGAAGGAAGUGGCUGAAGAGAGGAGGAAGGCACUGUAUGAAGUGCUUCAGGAAAAUGAAAAGCUGCACAAAGAAAUUGAACAGAAAGAUGGUGAAAUUGCCCGUCUAAAAGAAGAAAAUGAUGAGCUGGUAUUACUUGCACAACAUGUGCAGUACAUGACAAACAUGAUUGAGAGACUAACUGGGCAGGCACCUGAUGGCCUUGAGUCACUGAAAAAUCUAGACUUGGAGGAAUUUGAGCAGGAGGAUGAAGAGAGUGAUUCUGAGGGUGAUGUAGAUUGUGAUUCUGAAGAGUUGCCUUCACAGGUCUCAUGUGAUUCUAGGGAGAAUGCCACUGAUUCAUCUGCAGAGAAAGCUAGAAGUCUGUGAAAACAGCUUGGCAAACUUGAGUGGCCAGUGUGCACAUGACUUCCUAUCUUAAUUGCUAAAUGACUGUUGGAAGAAUAUACUGCCAAAGUUUACCUCAGAUAAAAGUUAUAAGUCUUGUGGAAGCUUUAAAAGUUCACAAUGGGUUUUAACUGGUAAUAUGUAGCAAUGGAAAUAGCUGUAUACUACCUAAACAAGGUAUUACAGACUGAAUUUGGUCACUUCUAUAAAAUGGAAAUACUAUGUAUUUCUAACUUGUGUAAAUAGUAUCUGUUGCUUUGACAUGAGAAUGUGUACUUUUUAAAUAAACUAAACUCUACCAAAACACUCUGCCUCUUAAAACAUGGUGCAUGGGGGACAGAUUAAGGUAUCGUACUCUGGGAGAUAUAGAAGUCUGGCAGUCACUGAGCAAACAUGAACAUACAGCAUAAGCACUUGAUAAAGUGAUACUUAGUUAAUGCCUCAUGGAACUGCUCAGUGUAAUACAAACUUAAGUACUGUAUAACUGGUUUUAGAACUUCUUUUGUCUCAAACUAGAAUUAAAGGUUAACCAUUCUCUAGGCAAGCCUUUAUGGAUGAAUUGUAAAAUCUACAGCUGGACUAUUAAGAUACAGGAUCUAGUUAUGGCAGUUCUGUUCUGCCUGUAGAAGGGCUUGGCAGCAUCAAGCUACACUCACAUAGGAUUUUCCCGCUGUCUUUCGUGAUGCGAGUUGUAUAGGCUACAGUUGCAGUUCUGGCAUGUAGUGAACUCCCAACAAAAUAGCUAUUUGGGGAGUAUCUUGCAUGGAUGGUGUUAUGGAUGGAUUAAUUUAACUCCAUUGUCCCCUGCCGUUUCUGGCAAAGACUAAGCUGCAUGAAGAGGAAAUCUACAAAUGAUUUCUGUGGAGAAAGGAAGAUAGGAUAAAUAUCCAAUGGGAACUAGUGUUGAUACCAGACACCUGUAAUCACUUCCUGCAUCUUAUCCUAAUAGAUACUCCUGAAUCCAGGUACAGCUUGCGUACACACUUCUCUCCAGUGUUAAAAGUAGUUCAGAGUAUUCACUCUUCUCCAGGAAGAGGAAAACAUAGCUAUUUACCUAGUGGG
Messenger RNA from Terrapene triunguis (Three-toed box turtle), 1897 nucleotides. It is a transcript of the gene GMNN, whose product is annotated as geminin DNA replication inhibitor. The coding region runs from base 140 to 817 and encodes 225 amino acids. NCBI's taxonomy places the organism in Eukaryota, Metazoa, Chordata, Testudines, Emydidae. The record is from RefSeq and is a predicted model, not a curated record. The transcript is spliced from 7 exons. Gene Ontology annotation, biological process: negative regulation of DNA replication; negative regulation of cell cycle. Gene Ontology annotation, cellular component: nucleus.